Molecule: messenger RNA, 978 nt
Organism: Myxocyprinus asiaticus (Chinese sucker)
Lineage: Eukaryota; Metazoa; Chordata; Actinopteri; Cypriniformes; Catostomidae
Product: olfactory receptor 1500-like
Exons: 1
Coding region: 1-978 (325 amino acids)
Biological process (GO): G protein-coupled receptor signaling pathway
Cellular component (GO): membrane
Molecular function (GO): olfactory receptor activity; G protein-coupled receptor activity
Source: RefSeq, a predicted model, not a curated record
AUGGCUUACGCCAAUGUCACUGUCACUGUCUUUACUCAGUUCUACCUGGUGGGAUUUCCAGGACUCCAUUCACAGUAUUAUGGAGCUGUAGGGACGUUUUUGUUCUUUGUCUACUUGACACUAGCGGGAGGAAAUAUCUUUAUUAUGUCAUUUAUUGCUUAUGAGAGAAGCAUUCAGAAGCCCACUUAUUUAAUCUUCUGUAAUCUUGCUGUGUCUGAUUUUACUUUUGGAACUGUCACACUGCCUACAAUAAUUACAAAAUACCUAUUCAACAUCAGCACUAUAUCUUUUUAUGGUUGCUUUGUGCAGAUGUUUUUUGUUCAUUAUUUAGGGAGUGUUAAUUCUUUCAUUAUGAUGUUAAUGUCCAUUGAUCGCCUUAUUGCAGUGCUUAACCCUCUUAGAUAUUGUGCACUUAUUACAAAUAAGACUAUAUUCAUUGCAUGUGCAGUUAUUUGGAUGAUGCUAAUGGCUUUGUUGGCAUUCCUUGUAUACCAAUCUGUUGAGGAGCCCUUCUGUGCUUCUAAUGUAGUAAACCAUAACUAUUGUGACCGUAACACAAUAAUGAAACUAUCUUGUCAAGAUAUAAAGCAGAAAAUCAAUUUUUCAUUUUCAUGUGCCAUGUUUGUUCUCUUGGGCCCUUUGGUUGUCAUUAUAUUUUCCUAUAUUGCCAUCAUUACUUCUGUUUUCAAAAUCUCUGAAAUAAAGGCCAGAUAUAAAACAUUCUCAACUUGCACUCCCCAGCUUCUUAUCAUUUGCCUGUACUAUGUGCCCAGAUGUGUUGUCUAUGUGUAUGAUUUCAGAGUUGCAUUCAAUCCAAGCAUUCGGAUUAUGUUGGUUAUGUGGUAUAGUCUGCUCCCUCCUGUUGUCAAUCCAUUGAUAUACUGCUUCAGAACCAAAGAAAUCAAAAAUGCUUUAAGGAGGAAAAGCCAACAAAGGAAAGUUGGCAUGCAGAUGAAAAUGCUGUGGAGCAGAACAUAA